Lemur catta (Ring-tailed lemur) is the source of this 921-nucleotide messenger RNA. RefSeq names its product lin-28 homolog B (gene LIN28B). The coding region runs from base 1 to 852 and encodes 283 amino acids. Lineage: Eukaryota; Metazoa; Chordata; Mammalia; Primates; Lemuridae. The record is from RefSeq and is a predicted model, not a curated record. The transcript has 4 exons. Gene Ontology annotation, molecular function: nucleic acid binding; zinc ion binding.
AUGCGAGCUAAAUUUGUGAUCGCGCAAAAUCAAGAUGUUAGAUUGAUGCAGAAGAUCACUCCGUUCCAAAGGGAAAGUUUUCAUCUCACGAGUUUGGAGCUGAGGGCCGGCGGGGCAAGCAAAGGUGGUGGAGAAGAGCCCGGGAAGCUGCCGGAACCGGCAGAGGAGGAAUCCCAGGUUUUGCAUGGAACUGGCCACUGUAAAUGGUUCAAUGUGCGCAUGGGAUUUGGAUUCAUCUCCAUGAUAAACCGAGAGGGAAGCCCCUUGGAUAUUCCAGUCGAUGUAUUUGUACACCAAAGCAAACUAUUCAUGGAAGGAUUUAGAAGCCUAAAAGAAGGAGAACCAGUGGAAUUCACAUUUAAAAAAUCUUCCAAAGGCCUUGAAUCAAUACGGGUAACAGGACCUGGUGGGAGCCCCUGUUUAGGAAGCGAAAGAAGACCCAAAGGGAAGACACUACAAAAAAGAAAACCAAAGGGAGAUAGAUGCUACAACUGUGGUGGCCUUGAUCAUCAUGCUAAGGAAUGUAGUCUACCUCCUCAGCCAAAGAAGUGCCAUUACUGUCAGAGCAUCAUGCACAUGGUGGCAAACUGCCCACACAAAACUGUUGCACAGCCGCCCGCCAUUUCUCAGGGAAGACAGGAAGCAGAAUCCCAGCCAUGCACUUCGACUUUCCCUCGGGAGGUGGGAGGCGGGCAUGGCUGUCCAUCACCGCUGUUUCCUCAGGAGGCUAGGGCAGAGAUCUCGGAACGGUCAGGCAGGUCACCGCAAGAAGCUUCCUCCUCGAAGUCGUCUGCAGCACCAGAAGAGCAAAGCAAAAAGGGGCCUUCAGUCCAAAAAAGGAAAAAGACAUAACACUUCUUCUUAAUGUGUCGCUUUCUUUACCCGGUUGGGAAGUCUACCUCAUGCAAGUACAGGGGAACA